ACAAACUCGCGUUGUCCUCCUCCCGCUUUCCCCAUUCCGUUUCGGGACGCGACCGGCGAGCGCUGAGAAGAAGGAUCGCAUACAGCCAGGAAUAGAACGCAGCGAUGAAGACGCAAGCCCAGUUUCCGUCAUAUAGGAUUCGGCUCUUGCACGACGUCUGGCGCAUCCUCGUGCUCCCCACCAUCUCCUGCUACGCAUUCCUACGGCUCGCCGACGUUCCCCUGGGAUGGCUUUCGCCCCUGUGCUACUCGUGCUUCCUCGUUGCGUGGGGAUACGCCAAGGGCAUCUACUAUGACCGCAUACAUGCGUCUCGGGCCGCGGAGAUGAACGCGAGGAUGGUACCAAGAGCGAAGGGGAGGCUCCCGGGGAACGUGGACGUGCUGUUCAAGAUGAUGAAGGCGUUUCGGACGAGUUACGUGCUGGACGUGUAUCGGGAGCUGUUCGAGGAGCACCAGAGUAGCGUGCUGAACUUGCGCAUCCUGUGGAAGGACCAGAUCAUCACGAUGGACGAGGCGCACGCCAAGUUUGUUCUCUCGACUGGUUUCGAACACUUCUGGCGAGGACGUGCACAGAAAGAGCGCAUGGAAACCUUCCUCGGCCAAGGUAUCUUCAACCGGGACGACGACAUGUGGAAAAUGCACCGCAGUUUCACCCGUCCCUUCUUCGCCCGCGAACGUAUAUCCGAUUUCGACACCUUCGAGAGACACACCUCCCGCGCGCUCGCCAUCCUCUCCACCCACAGCUUCUCCACCCACCCGAUCGAAGUCCAAGACCUCUUUGCCCGCUUCUCGCUCGACGCCGCCUCCUCCUUCCUCUUCGGCGCCACGCUCGACACCCUCUCGCACCCCCUCCCCCUCCCGUCCUCCACUUCUUCCCCAACUACGGCCUCGGCAACCCCACUCCCAACCACCCAAUCCGACGCGACCGCCUCUGCCUUCCGCACCUUCACCGCCGGCUUCGAAUCCGCCCAACGCAUCGCCACGACCCGCGCCCGCCUGGGCCACUACUUCUGGCCGCUCGCCGAGCUGUUCGAAGACAAAUCGCUCGCGGCGCAGCGGGACAUCCGGCGCUGGCUCGAUCCACUGGUGGAACGGGCGUUAGCAGAGCGGUGCGUUGUGGAAGGGGAGGAGAAGGCGGGAGAGGAGGAGGAGGAGAGGAAGACGUUUUUGCAGCAUUUGGUGGACAGCACUGAAGAUAAGACGCUCAUACGGGAUCAGCUGUUGAACGUCCUUCUGGCCUCUCGCGAUACCACUGCGUGCCUUCUCACGUUCACCACUUACCUCCUCGCCCUCCACCCGGAUGUGAUGGUCCGGCUACGUACCGAAGUGCUCGAUCGCUGCGGCUCCUCGCGCACCCCGACGUGGGACGACGUCCGCGCUAUGAAGUACCUCCGCGCCGUCUUAAACGAGACGCUUCGGCUCUUCCCUCCUGUUCCGCUCAACGUGCGCGAAAGCCGCGCCGCGCCGUGCACGCUCCCCCGCCCUGCCCAUCCCUACACAGGCGACACCGGCGCGCCGUACUACAUGCCGCCCGAGACGGUCAUCAUGUACUUCCCGCUGCUCAUCCAGCGCGACCCCGUGCUCUGGGGUCCUGACGCGGACGCGUUUGACCCCGACCGUUGGAUAGAUCCCGCCCGGCUGGCAAAGUUCACCGGCAACCCGAUGAUGUUCACGCCCUUCAGCGCAGGCCCGCGCAUCUGCCUCGGACAGAACUACGCGCUGAACGAGGUCUCCUUCUUCCUCGUACGGCUCUUGCAACGCUUCGAUGGCGUCUCGCUCGCGCCAGACGCUCAACCGGCCGAGUCGCGCCCGCCAGCCGAAUGGAAGGCGCGCCCCGGGCGCCAGGCACACGAACGCGUCUGGCCCGCCGCGGCCAUCACGCUGUUCGUGAAGGGCGGACUUUGGGUGCGCUUCCACCAAGCGCCGUAGGCGGGUGGGGUGGGUAUCGAAGGCAUGGAAUGGGCCAACGUGGUUGCUCCUGGCUGCGGUGGGAGCUUCGCGUUCAAGAAAUCCUAAGAGGACUCUAAGGCGGAGGGGCAUGGCCGAUGGGGCAAAGAGGGGGGAAGUGGACUUCAUUGGAGAACCGGAUGAAUCCGGCUUAUUGUGGAAGGAUGCCCAAGUGCAUACUACGCUUUCGGUGCGCUCAGCCCCUCUGUAGCCCAUGCGGGGUAGGACACCCCCAACGCUUGGGCGCACAUGGCAAGUCGAACGCAGAAUGCGUUCAAUGUCCGGACCUACAUUUGAUACCCGUGCGGGGCGGUGAUCGCGACGCAUGCAUGUGUGUAUUUCUAGACGUUCGAUACACGCGAGAUGUUGUCACUGUCGUGAUUAUGAAGCAACUUGCCUUUGUUCAUAUGCUCGAGAGGUCAGAGCCGCCACAGCCGUUUGCACGUCCUCCUCCACACUUGUCGUCCGUGCCCACCGCCAACCGCCAAUCGCGCUCGAUCAUGCUGCAAAUAUCUUGCAGUGUCCGCGGGUCGUCGACGUCGCGCCCCACGGAUGCGGGAGCCCGGAGCUCGCUGAUCAUGCCCUGCACAUGCGAGAGACCGCUGCGACUCGCUGCGACGUCGGGCGUCGGGCCGAGUCAUAGACGCGCAACACGUCCGGAAGCGCGGCGCC
Punctularia strigosozonata HHB-11173 SS5 is the source of this 2618-nucleotide messenger RNA. Its product is annotated as cytochrome P450 monooxygenase CYP63. The coding region runs from base 105 to 1928 and encodes 607 amino acids. NCBI's taxonomy places the organism in Eukaryota, Fungi, Basidiomycota, Agaricomycetes, Corticiales, Punctulariaceae. The transcript has 12 exons. The record is from RefSeq and is a predicted model, not a curated record. Gene Ontology annotation, molecular function: oxidoreductase activity, acting on paired donors, with incorporation or reduction of molecular oxygen; iron ion binding; monooxygenase activity.